This is a messenger RNA of Aspergillus ibericus CBS 121593, 2649 nucleotides long. RefSeq lists its product as uncharacterized. The record is from RefSeq and is a predicted model, not a curated record. Gene Ontology annotation, molecular function: phosphorelay response regulator activity; protein kinase activator activity. The transcript is spliced from 3 exons. Bases 1 to 2649 code for a protein of 882 amino acids. Gene Ontology annotation, biological process: osmosensory signaling via phosphorelay pathway. Gene Ontology annotation, cellular component: Mcs4 RR-MAPKKK complex. Lineage: Eukaryota; Fungi; Ascomycota; Eurotiomycetes; Eurotiales; Aspergillaceae.
AUGCCAGACCGUCGCUGGGCCAAACUGAAGGCAAAGCUGUUAUUGCGGCGACGAUCGUCGACUUCAUCCGCUCCCGCCACCACCUCCUCCACCACCGUUCUGGCCGAACCCAAGAAUCCUAAUCUUAAUCACCAUGACCAUCACCUUUCCCCCCAGCAGUUGGACCAGUCCUCCGGCGACGGUGCCCUUCGCCGGCCCAUCAGUAACACCCGCCGCGCCCAGUCAUUACAGGCGGUGCCUCAACUCUCCGUCGACGAGCCCUGCGAUCCCGAAUCGAGUCCAGCUCCCGCCGCCGAUUCCUCCCGGCUCUCCGUGAUUGGCUCGAGGCCAGGGCGGUCUUACGGCCCUUUGGACGAGGAGAAAGAAUUGGACGACGACGACGACAUCGCCGCCGCCGCCACGACGAAACCUCCUCGCGAAGAACCGGUCGCUGAACAACGAGAGGGAAAACAGCACUCACUGGUUCAACCAGGUGCUGGUGCCGGUGCCGGUUCCAGUGCAGUCCGUCAGCGACAGCAAUUGGACGCGACUUUCGACCGUGUCCGCCCCGCGCCCAACAGGCGUCUCAGUCACAGUCCCUUCUCUGAGCACGUCCAUUCCCCACCCCCGACAGCAGCUCUAUCGCCCGAUCUGCUCCCUUCUCCAACUCCAACCCCUCCCCCAGUUUCUGAUCGCAUUGUCCCCGCGUCGUUUCAGCUCGGCUACACCCAAGGGCUCGAACGCCUGGGGCCUACGGUCGGGGAGCCCCAGUUGCCGGCGUUGGAUGUGGUUGCGGAGAAUCCUUCCGGUGAUCCAAGUUUCCAGCCCUCCAACCCUACACCUGCUACUUCAUUUCCCAAGCGUCCCAGCCUUGGCUCCCGUCGUCAGUCGCUGCUGGCCCCGUCGCAUCAGCAUCUGAUCAAUAGCUUGUUGGAUACCGGGCUUACGACGGAACACGACACUCCCGCCAACGGUCGCCUCGCCACCUUUAGCACAGGCAUGGCACGCAAAAUCUGGGUUAAGCGGCCAGGCGGGUCGGCCACGUUGGUCCCGAUCUCAGUGGAUUCGUUGGUGGAUGAGCUACGGGACCAGGUUAUUAUGAAGUAUUCGAAUUCCCUGGGCAGAACUUUUGACGCCCCCGACAUUGUCAUCCGCAUCGCUCCACGAGACGGUUCGAAUCGGCAAGCAACUCCCGAUCGGAUGUUGAGCCCGGAGGAACCGUUAGCUACGGUGGUGGACUCAUAUUAUCCGGGGGGUCAAGCGAUUGAAGAGGCUCUGAUCAUCGAGAUCCCUCAGCGUCGCACGCCCAAACCCUCUCCGCGCCAUUCGGUGUAUUACAACCAUCAUUCCGAACCGGGCGAGCAUGGCGAAUACUUCCCCCUGAUGCCGGCGAACCCCAAUGUCCCAACGCCGCCGACUCAUCCGUCGAACUCAACAGCCAGUGUAAAUGCGCAUCCCGCUCCGUCAAUAUCUAUAUUGACGACAGGAAUGGCGCCGCCGUUGCCCUCUCCAGGGAGUCGUGGGAGUCGACAUCCCCGUCGGCCGCCCCUGACUCGGCACGCUACGAACUCGCCCACCAUACUCAGUCAGGCACCGGUACCAAAAGAUGCUGGUGUUGCUUCCGCUGUCAUACCUCCUCCACCGGCCCCAUCCAUCCCGACUCCGCCAGGUCCACCACCGGAAUCCCCUCAGACUAAGUCCCUCACCCCUCCAGCACGCGGUGCGUCGCCACGCCCACGCCCUUCAACGUCUUCUGCGAAGCCAAAAAAGACCAGCGCGCCACUAUCCUUGAGUGGGGCCUUUGGAGGCCUUAUUGAGGGCACUGUGCCGCCAAUCAACGUCCUGAUUGUUGAGGACAAUAACAUCAACCAGCGGCUUUUGGAGGCCUUUAUGAAACGUCUUAGCGUCCGGUGGAAGUGUGCUGCUAAUGGCGCUGAGGCCGUGAAGAAAUGGCGCCAAGGCGGUUUCCAUCUCGUACUGAUGGAUAUCCAGCUGCCUGUCAUGAAUGGUUUGGAUGCAACAAAAGAGAUCCGCAGGCUCGAGCGCUUAAACGGCGUCGGAGUGUUUCCCAAGACCGCCGAUGGCCGGUCGAGUGCUGCAACCGCCAAUUUAGCAUCACCACCAGCAAUCGCCGGCAAUAGUGACCCAUUGAAGGAGGAAGACACAUUGCACGAUUUGUCUCUGUUCAAAAGUCCUGUCAUUAUUGUAGCCUUAACGGCCAGCAGUUUGCAGAGUGACCGUCAUGAGGCGCUGGCGGCUGGCUGCAACGACUUCUUGACCAAGCCCGUCCGAUUUGAAUGGCUGGAACAGAAAGUGACGGAAUGGGGUUGCAUGCAAGCGUUGAUCGACUUUGAAGGUUGGCGCAAAUGGCGCGGAUAUGCCGAUGAUACUCUACCGUCGCCUACUUCUGAAGGCCAUACAAGUCCCAUGCAGACGGGGGGAGAUGGAGCUUUGCGGAAAUUCUCACCCGUCGUUCCGCCAUCUCCAUCUUCUACCCUGAGUCAAGGAGCCAACAAACGGGACCGCAAAGCCCCCAGCUUCCCUAAACCCAUUGAUGUUACUCCCGAAGACUCCUCGGGCAGUGGUAGCGGAGAGGGAUUGGACUCGCCAGGCAGUCCCUUGACAUCGGUCCCUGUGGCCGACGGCCCCGCGGAUCUUGAUGUACUAUAA